CACAGUACGCUCUUUUAUUCUUUUUGUAAUCUUGGCACUUGAAAGGUCAUGUCCUUUGCCCGAGAUUAACUCCAUCUACAAUAGCACGGAUUUCUAGGUGGCCAGGGUUUUACUGUGUUGUUCACGAUGCUGCUUUGGACUCUUAAGGCUUCCAGAUGAUGGUCUGUUGGUAGAAGAAGAGCCUGGAUUUGGGUGAUCUGCCUGGGUUGGAAGGGUGGUUAAUAACUGGGAUUGGAGGCAGGUUGAGGCGGCAAGCCCACCUCCUAGGAGUGGCCUUCCAACAGGUAGCUGGUCCCCCAGGCUGGGGCUGGGGAAUGAGGAAACGUCCCCAGAAACGAAUGGGGAAAAGAAGAGUAGAACAGUUUCCUGGAGGUUGGUGCCUGUACAUCUAAAUGUGCUCUGAGCUCUGCCCGAGCUGUCCCUUUGUCUCCGUGGGAAUCUUGUCUCCCCUCUAAAGGCACCACAUCAGUGAACUAAACUAGCUUUAUUCCCACUUUGUCUACAUCGUAGACUUGAGUCCUGCACGGUAACCUCACAAAUUAACUUAUAUGUAUACAAGUUAUUUCGGCUCAUCCCCUGGAAGUUUAGACAGGUGUGAUAAACAACUUAUGUUCUGCCAACAGUGAGUGAAGGGGACUAGCCCAUGGCUUGAAUAAGCAGGGAUGAUUUUUUCUGUACCAGUAAAACACUUGAACACACUGGGAAGGUUUUUUGUUUUUUUCUUUGAAUUGGUAGACUGAACUUCACAAUGACCCGAAAUUAUGGUUUGAAGUCGGUAAUACCGACUCUAAGGAAAUAGGUGUCUGUAUCACAACGGAAAGUGUGCUUCAUCUACCAUCAAAACACUGUGCACUUGACUCCUGCCACCCAGGAGAAGCACAGACAGGUGGAUUUAUAUGCAGAAGGACCUCUUACAGCACACAGGAGGAUGGAGAGUUGUGCUGCAUUCAAGCCAUUUAAAGGAACACGUUGAUUCCGGGGAGUUGAUGCUGAACUGGUGGGGGAGGAGAAGCAUUGUUUUCAGAUGAAAUGCAAGGAAACUGUUCCUCUUCUCUCCACAGACAGUUUGGUGAUCCAGGACGUGCCCCAGCUCUAGUGAUGCAGAUUGCCUUUCUGCUCUGGAACCUCAUCCAUGCCUCAGACUUGCUCCUCUCAACCUGAGACUGCGUGGAAACUGGGAUGUGGGAAGCAGGAAGCAGAGACAGUGGUAACUGAGAGGCCCAUGUCUGGGUAGAACCAGGUCCGGGACCACAACGCUGCCUCCCCCCUGGCCUGGCGCUCAGCUGCUGUGGCUCUGCUGAUGUGCUCAGCACCGUCCUUCUAUUUGUACUUAAAUGGCACAGCAUUUGGUCAGCGCAUCUGAAAAGGAAGGUGUGAGAGACAAAGCCCAUGGCCACCUACCCCUGCCAAUUAUGUGGCAAGACGUUCCUCACCCUGGAGAAGUUCACUAUCCACAAUUAUUCCCACUCCAGGGAGCGACCUUACAAGUGCUUGCAGCCAGACUGUGGCAAAGCCUUCAUUUCCAGAUAUAAAUUAAUGAGGCACAUGGCUACCCAUUCACCCCAGAAAUCCCACCAGUGUGCUCAUUGUGAGAAGACUUUCAACCGGAAAGACCACCUGAAAAACCACCUCCAAACGCACGACCCCAACAAGAUGGCCUUUGGGUGUGAGGAGUGUGGGAAGAAGUACAACACCAUGCUGGGCUACAAGAGGCACCUGGCCCUCCACGCGGCCAGCAGCGGCGACCUCACCUGCGGGGUCUGUGCCCUGGAGCUAGGGAGCACUGAGGUGCUGCUGGACCACCUCAAGGCCCACGCCGAAGAGAAGCCCCCUAGUGGAGCCAAGGAAAAGAAGCACCAGUGCGACCACUGUGAAAGAUGCUUCUACACCCGGAAAGACGUGCGGCGCCACCUGGUGGUCCACACAGGCUGCAAGGACUUCCUGUGUCAGUUCUGUGCCCAGAGGUUUGGGCGCAAAGACCACCUCACGCGACACACCAAGAAGACACACUCACAGGAGCUGAUGAAAGAGAGUCUGCAGUCCGGAGACCUUCUGAACACCUUCCACUCCAUCUCUCCCCAGUUCCAACUGAAGGCUGCCCCACUGCCUCCUUUCCCUUUAGGGGCUCCUGCACAGAACGGGCUUGCAAGCGGCCUGCCAGCUGAGGUACACAGCCACACCCACGGCCCCUCGGAGCAAACCUCCCAGCCUGUACCCGCGCUGCCAGAGCUCCUGGCGCCGCUCCACCCCGCAGCAUCCCCCAGCUCUCCCCCCCCACCCCUCCAGAAUCACAAGUACAACACCAGUUCUACCUCAUACUCCCCACUUGCAAGCCUGCCCCUCAAAACGGAUACUAAAGGAUUUUGCAAUACCAAUUUGCUUGAGGACUUGCCUCUGCAAGAGCCUCAGUCACCUCACAAGCUCAACCCAGGUUUUGAUCUGGCUAAGGGAGGUGCUGGUAAAGUAAACCUGCCCAAAGAGCUACCUGCAGACGCUGUGAACCUAACAAUACCUGCCUCUUUGGACCUUUCCCCUCUGUUGGGCUUCUGGCAGCUGCCCCCUCCUGCUACCCAAAAUGCCUUUGGGAACAGCAGUCUCACCCUGGGGCCUGGGGAAUCUCUGCCCCACAGGUUAAGCUGUCUGGGGCAGCAGCAACAAGACCCCUCACUCGCCAUGAGCACUAUGAGCCUGGGCCAGCUCCCCCUGCCCCCCAUCCCCCACGUUUUCCCAGCUGGCACUGGUUCAGCUAUCCUGCCUCAUUUCCACCAUGCAUUCAGAUGACUGGUUUUUAAAGCGUACCUUUCUUAUUCUGGAAGAUGUUUUAAGAAGCAUUUUAAACAUCAGUUAGUUAUGAUACAAGGAAAGAGUGAGAAAGCAGGACUGGAAUAUGGCUUAUUCAGUGAUGACUGGCUUGAGAGAAGAGAGUUCUCGAACUGCAUGUAUUGUGCCAAUCUGUCCUGAGUAUUCAUGCUUUGUACCAAAUUUAAUAAGCAAGUAUUCUUUAAUGGAACUGCAACCAUUGUCAUAACCGACAUCCAUACGAGGGCUGCUAUAUAUAGGUGUUUGUCAAAUUGAACUUAAUCGUAAGCCAUGAUCAUAAUAAUGUUAACUAAAUAACUUUAUGUGGCACUGCCUAGUAAGGGAACUAUGGAAAGGUUUGGAUUUCUCCAAAAUGGGAGAAUUUUUAAAAUAAGAAAAUAACCUUUAUAUUGCAUAUUAUGACUAGGCUGUGUAUUUCUUUUCAGGGAUUUUUCUACCUUCAGGGUUGGAUGUAGUUUAGUUACUAUUGCCAUAGCCAACCUAUAGUUUUACAGAAACAAUUUCUUGUGGAAUAAUAGAUGUCUCCAUUUUAAAAAAGCAUUUUAAAUGUAGUUUGAAUAUUUUCCACAGGAUGCUACAAUGUGAGUUAUCACUUCAUUUAUCUUAAAGACUAAACUGAUUGUCAGUUACAUCUGACAGAAAAAAAAAAAAAAAUCACUGUGUAACCAGGUUAAGCGGUAAAAUAAUCCAGGCGUCAGUCAAAAAAAGCAUUUUACUGACUUUAAUAUUGAUUAUAUUUUUAACAGGAAUUUAAGAAUAUUACUGGAAUUAAAAAAAUAUAUAUAUAUAUAUAUAUUAAACAAGAAUUUCCUUUGCUCUGUCUGGCUUAAAAUACUACUCUGCUUAAGUAUUUUUAAUCACCAAUAAGUAAAUGCAUUUUAAAAUUCAUCAUUUAAGUCAAUAUUAGUUUUAUUCAAAAAAGAUAACGUUUUACAAUGUAACUAUAUCUCUUGAAUUUGGUAUCUAAUGAGUUUUUAAAAUAUAAAACCUAACCUUUUUUUAAAGCUCCUUUUGU
Messenger RNA from Balaenoptera ricei (Rice's whale), 3835 nucleotides. It is a transcript of the gene PLAGL1, whose product is annotated as PLAG1 like zinc finger 1. Gene Ontology annotation, molecular function: DNA-binding transcription activator activity, RNA polymerase II-specific. The record is from RefSeq and is a predicted model, not a curated record. The coding region runs from base 1390 to 2781 and encodes 463 amino acids. NCBI's taxonomy places the organism in Eukaryota, Metazoa, Chordata, Mammalia, Artiodactyla, Balaenopteridae. The transcript is spliced from 2 exons.